Messenger RNA from Diabrotica balteata, 1524 nucleotides. Lineage: Eukaryota; Metazoa; Arthropoda; Insecta; Coleoptera; Chrysomelidae. The record is from the annotation of a GenBank genome assembly.
GUUGUAUUGUUUGUAUUUUAGAAAUUUGUAGAUAGAAUAACAAAAUUGUGAAUUUUUUUGCAUAACUUAAAAAGUGAUAAAAAGCAUUGUGAUCCGUUUAAACUGUUAGUCGUUUAGACAGAUAAGAUAAAUCUAUAACAAAUUAAAAUUAGAAAGCGUACAUAGAAAUAUUUUUUGAUUGUUCUCAUGCACAAUAAUUGUGGAGAUACGUCACAGUAUAUUAAUAGGAUUUCAGUGUUUAUUUGAUUAGUGUUGGAAGUUUUUGCAAUGUAAGCGAAAAACUGUAACAAUUGUUUAUAUUUGGAUACAACUGAAGUUGUUUUAGUUUUUUAUUUAGGUCAUUUAAUCAUUAGAAUGCUUAAUGACCCAACUGAAUAAAAGAUACAAUUAUGGAUAAUUCUGAUGAAGAAAGUGAAUUAGAUCCCAGGAUUCAAAUAGAACUAGAAAAACUAAACUCCACUACUGAUGAAAUCAAUAAAUUGGAAAUUGAAUAUGAUGAAGAAAAUAAGACUUUUCGCAUGCUUCUAAAUGAAUGCACAAGGCGGCUCAAGUUACUAUCGAAAAAAUUAGGCAACUGUAUAGAAAAAUCUAGACCUUAUUAUGAACUCUUAGAGGUUGCAAAAAAGGCUCAACAAGAAUGUCAAGAAGCAGCUCUGUUGUACAAGAAGGCACACGGAAUCCAUGCGGCAGCUAAAGAAACUGUAGCUUUGGCGGAGCAGCAAUUUUUAACAAAUCAACACGAAUGGCAGUUUGACAAUGCUUGGCAGGAAAUGCUCAAUCAUGCUACUAUGAAGGUUAUGGAAGCGGAAACUAACAAAGCUGAAUGUGGUCGAGACCAUCAACGAAAAGCCAUAGCAUUUAAAGACAUAGAAGAAAAAUUAAAAUCACACGAAGACAAACUACACAAAUUCAUAUUAAAAGCUCGCCCCUACUUCGAUGAAAAGGCACUAUGUCAGGAUCAACUCAACACUCAAAAAAAUCGUAUAGGCGCGCUAAAACAAGAAAUCUUAAAUUCGAAACAAUUUUAUUCUCAAACACUGAAAAAUUUAGAACAAAUAUCCAACGAAAUACAUAUGAAAAGGAAGGGGAAGAAACAAGAGAGCGAUAUCCUACGGGGACCUCGGGAGCCAGGUGUCGGAGCCGAACUGACUUCAACUUUCGAAGAAAUACCGCUCACGAAACAGUACCAAUCACUGCCCGAUAUAGCAUCGGAACUAGACAAGUACGACACUUGUAGCGCCGUUCCCAGCUCUACGGUUAGUGAAAAAGAUGAAUGCGAAGGCCUAGAUAAUAUCGACGAUAUAGUUAACACAGUAGAUAAGCUACAUUUAGAUAGACCUGUCGAGGGUACCAGCGAAAAAGUAUUUGUGUCAGAAUUUCAUUUAGGGAAAUUGGGAAAUUAGUUAUUAUGUGUUGAUUGAAGACUUGAAUCGAUUUGAAAAACCCUUAAUAGCUGAUUUAGUUGGUAAGCAAUAUUUUAUAACAUAAAUUACCACCCAAAUCAACAUAAGAAAUUACUUGUAA